GCAUUGUUAUCGGUUGUCAAUUCGCAUUCGCGCGGAGUCCGAAAACACAGAAAGAAGUGGAAAGGAGAAUUUGAAAUGAAUUAGGCUUUUAUUACAUUAUUGAAUGGUCGUGGAAUAGUUGGAUGAAACAAUAUGCUGUAUGCAAACAUAGUAGUCAUUAAAAGAAACGGAUCAGAUGGAGCUUCAUUUCCACUGACAUCAACAUCCUGUUUAUUUGGAAGGAGUAAUGAAUGUGACAUAAGAAUACAACUGCCACAAGUAGGUUUGGAACAUUGUCGUCUCGAAGUCAACGAAAAUUCUGAGAUUUUUCUUGUCAACUGCGGUAAAUCAAACUCACUCGACGUCAACAAAAAGGCAGUAAAGGACACAAUUCAGCUGAAGCAUUGCGACGUAUUCACAGUAAUCGAUAGAUCAUUUAGGUUGGAAAUACCAGAAGGUGGAAAAGGUUCACCAAGCAAGUCCAAGUCUCCCCAGAAAGCAAGAAAAAUGUCCCCGUCACCUAGUAAAAGAUCACCAUUGAAGGAAGCUAAAAUACUCACCCCUAAGGCUAAGCCACCCACACCAGCAAGGAGUUUAAAGAAGUCUGUCAGCCCAGGUUCAGCAAAGAAAAGAGUGCAGUCUCCAUCACCAGUGAGGUCUACACCAACACAAGGUCGCCAGUCACGAGGAAGAACACCAAAAUCUGUGGAAAAAACUGCCCCAGAAAAUGUUGUACCGAACAAGACUGUAGCCACACCAAGGUCUGGAUCAACCCCGGUCCCAGUAAAACAGACCACAAAAGCAGUUACUCCAAGACCAGUAUCAUCACCUGCUGGAAAGAAAACUCCCAAGUCUGCACUAAAAAGUCCCUUUGCUACAAAAACAAAUUCAAGCAAAACCCCUAGGUUGGAAAUGGUUAAAGCAAUGACACCACCAAAAUCAACAACGAAAUGGACAGCAAGCCCUAACAGAGCAACACCAAAAGCUGCCACACCAAGAGUUUCUAGUCCUAAACCAGCUACACCAAAGGCUGCAACACAAAGAGUUGGCAGUCCAAAGCCAGCAACACCCAAGGUUGCCACACCAAGAGUUACCAGUCCAAAGCCUUUGACACCCAAGGCUGUCGCAAGAGUUGCCAGUCCUAAGGCAGCAACACCAAAGGCGGCGGUCACACCAAGAGUUAGCAGUCCUAAGUCAGCAACACCGAAGGCUGUUACCCAGCGAGUUGCUAGUCCGAAGCCAGCAACACCACGUGUAGCAAGUCUAAAGCCAGUGACUCCAAAGGCUUCCACGCCACGCGUUGCUAGUCCAAAGUCUGUAACACCCAAGGUUGUCACACCAAGAAUUGCCAGUCCGAAGCCAUCAACACCUGCAGCUGUCACACCAAGAAAAGCCAGUCCUAAGCCGGCAACACCUAAGGCAGCCACACCAAGAGUUGCCAGUCCUAAGCCAGCAACACCCAAGACUGUCACACCAAGAGUUACCAGUCCUAAGCCGACAACACCCAAGACUGCAACACCAAGAAUAACCAGUCCUAAGCCAGCAACACCAAAGGCUGUCACACCAAGGGUUGCCAGUCCUAAGCCAGCAACACCGAAAGCUGUCACUCCAAGAGUUGCCAGUCCUAAGCCAGCAACACCAAAAGCUGUCACUCCAAGAGUUGCCAGUCCUAAGCCAACAACACCCAAGGCUGUCACACCAAGAGUUGCCAGUCCUAAGCCAGCAACACCAAAAGCUGUCACACCAAGAGUUGCCAGUCCAAAGUCAGCAACACCAAAAGCUGCACGACUUUCUAUGAACAAUAAUGCCAAGAAAACACCUGCAGCUAAAGGAGGUAGUCCUAAGACGCCAAAGAGUUCUGGCAGGAAAAGAAAAGUAGAGACACUUGACAGUAGUGUAGUUCCACCAUCUGCAAAAAGAAAAAGGGUGUCAUUUGGACCAAAGUUGAGCCCAGAGCUGUUUGUUAAAAAACUUCCACCAUCUACUCCAGUUAGAAGAGGAGCUUUACCACCAAGAAUAACUGAAUCCCCAGUUCCCUCUUCCCCAUUACUCAAAAGGAGAUCUUUGGCUCCACCAACAAAGAAAUCACCCAUCCGUGAAGAAUCACCAGUCAAGUCUGCUACCCCUGCAGCUUCUAAAGCAAAAUCACCAGCAACAACUCCAAAACAAAACAGAAAAUCACCAGCUAGAUCUACAUCUCCAGCUGCACCAGUGGUAAAACAGUCUCCAGGAAGACCAAAAAGCCCAGCUAAAACACCAGCACAAACAACCCCGCCUAGAACUGCAUCUCCAGGGUCAGCGAGAAAGUCUCCAGGUAGACCAAAGAGCCCAGCUAAAACACCAGCAAGCUCUCCUAGAACUGCAUCUCCAGGGUCUGUGAGAAAGUCUCCAGGAAGACCAAAGAGCCCAGCUAAAACACCAGCACAAGCAAGCUCUCCUAGAACUGCAUCUCCAGGGUCUGUGAGAAAGUCUCCAGGAAGACCAAAAAGCCCAGCUAAAACACCAGCACAAGCAAGCUCUCCUAGAACUGCAUCUCCAGGGUCUGUGAGAAAGUCUCCAGGAAGACCAAAAAGCCCAGCUAAAACACCAGCACAAGCAAGCUCUCCUAGAACUGCAUCUCCAGGGUCUGUGAGAAAGUCUCCAGGAAGGCCAAAGAGUCCUAAAACACCAGCACAAGCAAGUUCUAGAACUGCAUCUCCAGAGUCAGUGAAAAAGACACCAGGAAGACCAAAGAGCCCAGCUAAAACACCUGAACAGAAAAUCUCUGCAAGGCCUGCUUCACCUGCAACGGCAAAGAAGUCUCCAGGAAGACCCAGGACACCCUUGGCUGCUUCGCCAACUGCCACAAAAACUGACAUAUCAGCAGGAACUGUACAAACACCAAGAGCAAGGUCAGCUUCUCCAGGAAUAUCUAAAUCAGCUGGUAAAGGUCGUAGAUCAAGGUCUCCUGGUAAGAGUUCAAAGAAGUCUCCAGCACGAAGCAAGUCUGCCCCAUCUACCCCAAAAUCACCUGCUAGAAGAUCUGCAUCGCCUGUUGCAAAAAGUCCUGUUUCAUCAAAAUCACCAUCUAGAAAAUCAACCUCGCUUAAUGAGAAAACACCAAGUGCUGCAAAUACACCGAAGUCUGCAAGGCCUGCUACACCAAAAACAGUUCCUGCAAAGCAAACAUCUGUACAGUCUUCACCUAGGAGAGCAAGAUCAUUAUCACCAAAAGGAAUAACCCCUACUGUAACUCCAAGGAAAACCCCCAAAUCUGCUAGAAAGUCUCUUCCAGCAGCAAAAUCUAGCAGGCAGUCUCCAAAGUCUGCUAGAAAGUCAGUAGCAAAGAAUGCAAACAACAGUAAUUCUCUUGACUAUAGUUUUACUGGUAUAGCAGAUAUGCUAAAAACACCAAUUAUAUCAACGCCAGCUUCGGCUAGAUCAAAAGCCAGGUCAGCUUCACCUGCAGCAUCACCAGUCGUGUUGACUAAGAAUGAAACUCCCAAGACUACAUCAGUGACCAAGAAAUCAACGCCAAAAGUCGUAUCAAAGAAAACACCCAAAACGCCAAGAGGAGGCAGAAAUUUGAAGAGGAAGAGGUCUUCCCCAAUACAAAAAAAUGUGAAAAGAAUGAAACUUGGUACACCUAAACAGUCGCCACCUACUGCCAUCAGGAAUGCAGUUGCCAUGAGAGCUAUCCAUGGUAAAGCAGCUACUCCAAAGUUGAAGAGUUGGGCAGAUAUUGUAAAGAAGCCAGCUGUUGUGGGACAGAAAUCGCCAGCUAAGCAAAAAGCUAUCCCUGCUGUAAAACCACCAACUCCAAGACCUGUUACUAAGACAUUCCCAAAGACACCCAGGACAAAGGCAGCUCACCUUGCUCCUACAACAGGUCAUGCUGCAUCACCAGCAACAAUUGUGAUUGGCAAGAGGCAGAAGUUGACAAAAACCCCAAAACCUUUGCCAAAGAAAGGAAGGAAAAGUAUUGGAAAGAAGGCAAAGAAGUCAGUCGGAAGAGUGAGUCUUGCAGGUGUAAAAGACCUGUUCCUUACCCCACCACAGACCUCAGCCCCAUCCAGACAAGAAACACCAUCAUCGACUGGUACACCAGAUUCUGUCCUCUAUGCUGAUAUACCAGAUACACCCAAUGGACCUGGAGAAAUGCUUGUCUCACCUCUUUCCUCGGCCAAGUCUUCUGCAAAGAAGUCGAGAAAAAGUACAAGCCUCAUAGGUGUGAAGGAACUGUUCAAAGCCAAAAGAAGUAAAUCCCCUGCCAGUCCAACAGGACUGAAGAGAUUGAUGAAAACACCACGCAGAAAACAAGAACCAGCAAGUCCCUCAGGAGUGGCAAAUCUAUUUUCCACACCAGUAGAAGAGAAGGCUGCUCAAAAAUCUGCAAAGAAAGUAAAGACCCCAGUACAGUCUGCAAAGAAAACUCCAGCAAAAUCUGUGAAGAAAGGAAGAAGUCCAGCAAAAUCACCAGCAAAGAAGAAUUCACCAUUACCUACCAGGCGAGGUGGAAGAAAGCGAGCAGCAACCCCAGUGAAAUCACCAGCAGCAAAGAAGCCAAGAAAGGAGGAGGUUCCCACUCCAAUUCUAGACUCACCUCAACCUACCAGGGCAACAAGAAAAGGUGGACUUAAAAAGCUGAAGACACCUGCUAAGGUCACAGCUGUUAGGAAAACAGCAACUCCAGUAAAAGCAGUUUCACCAGUAGCUGGUAGAUCUACAAGAAGAAAUGUAAAAGCAAGUCCAGCUAAGGCCGUCACUCCCAAGAAAGGAAGGCAGACGAGAGCAGCCCCAAAAGUUGCCACACCAAAAGAAAAGGUCAAGACCGCACCAAAACAAGCAUCUCCAGCAGUCGGAAGGGUAGGAAGGAGAAAAGCAUUUGUACAACUUGAGAAGAUUGUUACCCCAAAAGUGGCUACACCAGAAGCACCCAAGGAAGCUACACCUAAGGUGGCUAGGGGCAGAUCAACAAGAGCGGCGCCCAAGGUAGCAACACCUAAGGCAGCUACACCUAAGGUUGCCAAGGGCAGGUCAACGAGAGCGGCACCCAAGGUAGCCACACCUAAGACAGCUACACCUAAGGUUGCAAGGGGCAGGUCAACUAGAGCUGCACCCAAAGUAGCCACACCUAAGGCAGCUACACCUAAGGUCGCCAAGGGCAGAUCAGCAAGAGCAGCACCGAAGGAGGCCACACCUAAGGCAGCUACACCUAAGGUUGCUAAAGGCAGGUCAACAAGAGCGGCACCCAAGGUAGCCACACCUAAGGCAGCUACACCUAAGGCCGUCAGGGGCAGGUCAACAAGAGUGGCACCCAAGGAAGCUACACCUAAGGCAGCUACACCUAAGGUUGCCAGGGGCAGGUCAACAAAAGUGGCACCCAAGGUAGCCGCACCCAAGGUAGCCACACCUAAGGCAGCUACACCUAAGGUUGCAAGGGGCAGGUCAACAAGAGCUGCACCAAAAGUAGCCACACCAAAACCUGUUGAGAAAUCUGCAGCAACUGAAAAAGCCAUCAGUCCACUGAAGGCAGCUACACCAGCAAAGAAAGCUACAAAAGGAAGAUCCACCAGAGCUGCCCCCAAGCAAGCAAGUCCAGUCAAAGAGGUUAAAGUUAGUUCACCAGGACCCAUACAGUCAAAGAGAUCACUGAAGACAGUUAAAACUCUGAAAGCUGCUACACCAGCCAAGAGAGGACGUUCUGCGCGUGGAGCACCGAAGGCAGCAACCCCAAAACCUGUGGAGGAAGUCAAAGUUCCAACUCCAGCACAUGUUGCUAAAUCACCUGUGAAAGCAGCUAAAAGGAAGGCAAGCCCAGUAAAAAUGACCCUAUUGAAAAAGGGGAGAGCAACUAGAGGAGGGCCAAAGGUUGCUCAGGAGGAUAAAGUCGCAACUCCAGAACCUUUGAAACCCAAAAGUGGUGCUGCUGCCAGAAAUGCAGGAAAAGGAAAAAGUCCGUUAAAAGCAGCAACGCCAAAAAAGGCAACCCCUGCAAAAAGAAGUACAAGGGGUAAACCAGUGAAAGCUUCCCCAGUAAAGGCUUCAAAAUUGAAACCAGCUAAACCUGUUGAAGUAGUGAAGGAAGCUGUUAAUUCUCCACCCAAGAAAGCAACAAGAGGAAAGGCAGUUGCUAAAGUUGCAACACCAAAAAAGGCAGCAACACCGAAGAAGGCUGUAGUGGCAAAGAAGACAACAACAUCCAAACUAACUCCUGUAGCAUCUCGGAAACGCAAGGCUGAAACUCCUGUGAAAUCAGCAGCAAAAAAACAAAAAACAUUGAAGGUUGCUACACCUGCAAAACGAGUAACAAGAGCACGACGAUAAAUUGACAAGAUAUGAUCAGUUAUUUUACAUGAUUCUUAUUUAUUUAUAUUGUACUUUUCAUCAUUGCAAAUGUUUAUUUUAUGUUGUUUCUCUUUCCUUUUUUACAAGUGAAUUGGAUGUGCAAUUGAUACAGAGUUAUGAAAAAUUUUAAGGGGAAAUAAUUAUAUACUUGUUGUUGGGUAAUGCUGUUUUCAUUUUGUGAAAUUAGAUACGUGUCUUCCUCAAAUAAGUGAGUAUUUUAGGAAAGAAAAUUUAAGUUUUAUCUUCAACUUGGUUUUAGUGUAAAUAAAUCUUUACAAUUUUUUGUUUCUUUUACAUAAUUUAUAGUGCAUUUCUCAUUUUGUAUUAUAUUUCCCACCACUUGAUCAUUAUUUCUGUUCAGUUCAUUUCUGUUUUUAUUGUUGCAGUUUUAUUUUUUGGGUGAAGUAGAUAAACUUUAUUUUCCAAGUAAUAGUUUUAAAAAAAUGAUAAGAUUUCUAAAGGAGGAUAGAAUUACAUUUCAACUCGAGCACCUGUUUCAGUGUGAUGAAAGUGAUAAUAUGGUACAGCGCUUUUAUUAGUAAUAAUGAUUGCAAAUGUGAAAGAAUUGGCUGAUAGAUCUCAUAUUGUAUUCACACUUUUAAUAUAUUCAUUAAUAACUUUAAUUUCAUCAGUUUCAUUGUACAUACCAUUUUCAUACCAAUUAGAUACAUAGAUUUUAUACUUUACAGGUAUAUGAGUCUUGCAUGACCCCAUGUUUCAAACUAAAUAUUUGUCACUAGUAUUGUGAGAUCAUAAAAUGAAUUUCCAAUAUUUAUUUUUGUGUAUCUUGUAGUCAUCUCUAAAUGAAAUAUAACCAAUAAUUCUGUGUUCAAAAUGCAAAAUAUAUUGCCAGAACAGAUUAUAUAAUUCACUUCUGUCUGUCUCUCUUCUUAUAGAUUUACAUAUAUGAUGUAUGUUUAGUUGUGUAAGGAUUUAUGUGGAUAUUGUUCAGGGCAGUAAACAUGUACCUCAUA
This is a messenger RNA of Mercenaria mercenaria, 7280 nucleotides long. Its product is annotated as nascent polypeptide-associated complex subunit alpha, muscle-specific form-like. NCBI's taxonomy places the organism in Eukaryota, Metazoa, Mollusca, Bivalvia, Venerida, Veneridae. Gene Ontology annotation, cellular component: chromosome; nucleus. Gene Ontology annotation, molecular function: protein binding. The coding region runs from base 133 to 6285 and encodes 2050 amino acids. The transcript has 17 exons. The record is from RefSeq and is a predicted model, not a curated record. Gene Ontology annotation, biological process: regulation of chromosome segregation; regulation of mitotic nuclear division.